GGAGAUACACCUUGAAAUAGUCUAGUGUAUAACAUAUUCAUACCAGAGUUAGGUCAAGCAUUUGUGUCGUAAGCUAUAUCUUAUAACCAGAACAUAUUAAUUAGAAAACGGAUACUCAGUUUUGUCGGCUUCCAUCUAUUUUCUACAGGGUUAUUUUCCGACAGUUGAAUGGAACGCUGAAAGAUUUUGAUAGAACAUCGGGGGACUAGCAAAAGGUUAAGUUAGAUACUUUUGUGCCGUGAUCACGUAUAGGAAACGUACGGAAUUCAGAAACUAUUUGGUAACGCCCAUCCUAUUGUUUCCAUAUAGUUUUCGAUUUGUUGUUCUAUUUAUUUAACAAUUGGGAACCCCAUAAUUGAAAAGUAUAUGUAUACUACAUUCCCCAUUCAUUUACAUAUAUACACACAGCAUUGGUAAUGGACCAGGCGAUUGCCGGCCUUUCAGCUGGCAUUUGUUCAACGUUGGUUAUGCACCCGCUAGACUUGGUGAAGGUUCAAAUGCAAGCUUCGUCAAAUCCAAAGGGUAUAUCUUUACUUCAUGUUUUACGGGACAACUUAAAAUAUACGGGUUCAAUACGGUCUUUAUAUCAUGGACUAGGUGUUAACACACUUGGCUCGGCUAUUAGUUGGGGUACAUAUUUUUACGUGUACGGCUUUACAAAAAGCCUUUUCAUGGGUGUCCCAUCUUCAGAGCCCAUUCCAAUCACGGCUAUACAAACGUUAGCAAGUUCAGCAUUAGCGGGAUGUAUCGUGGCUGCGCUUACAAAUCCAAUGUGGGUAGUUAAGUCGCGAAUAUUAUCAAGGACUGCGGACCACAGCAAUCCUUUUUAUGUUCUCUAUCAGCUUUUGAGAAAAGAGGGGGUAAGAGGAUGUUAUGCUGGUUUUACACCCUCUCUUUUAGGUGUCUCGCAAGGUGCCUUGCAAUUUAUGGCCUAUGAAAAACUUAAAAUUUGGCAUAAGGGUCAACCAUCGAAUUUAGAUUAUUUAUUUAUGUCCGCUGCAUCCAAGGUAUUCGCUGCUAUAAACAUGUAUCCAUUGCUUGUUGUUCGUACUCGUUUACAGGUGUUUCGUCCGGGACUAUCAACUCUUGAUAUGUUUAAAGCUAUAUGGAAAGCAGAAGGUCUUUUAGCUUUUUAUAAGGGAUUUCAACCUCAUUUAUUGAGGGUAAUCCCGCAAACUUGUAUUACAUUCUUAGUGUACGAGCAGGUAGGUCUACAUUUCAAAUCCCGCGCAUCUCAAUGAGUCAAAACCCUUAUUAUCUGUAUAUACAAUUUUGUUCCUGAUUUUGGAUGAAAAAAAAACCUCCUUUUUUCUCAGAAAUAUAUAAUUUCGAUCAUGUGUUGUCUCUUAUAAUUCAUUAAAAUAUCUAUUCCUACUUAGUUUGCAUAACAAAGUUUUCGAUGCAUUUCUUUUGUGCAAUGGUUAGUCGCUGUAGAAUAUCCUUUGUUUUUUCUUGCUCUUUUGAAAAGAUGCUAAGUAACAAAUUUCCGAUUUUUGUUUGGGCAUCUGGAUUCUCAACCAAAACUCCAAAAUGUCCGACUAUAGGGAGAGCAAGAUUAAGAUACGCAAAUUCUGUUUGUCAGCAAUCUAAGCAUAAAAACAUUAAACAACAUACUUUUCGUCUCAUCGAUGUAUUGAUGCAUACUCAAUAAAGCAGGUAUGAAGCUUUCAAGAUACCCGUCGCUUUGAGCUAUCUCGCCUUUUUGAAGCAUCGCAACAGAUUCGAAAAUUAUUUUACGACACAAUGCGUUCAUCUUUUCGUGUUUACUAUUCGCUAAUAAUAAAGACGAAAUGCAUUUUGCAGCUGUUCGGAACUCCUGCGAAAAGUUAGUAAUAAAUCCUAAUUAAAUGAACACGUACCUCUGAUGAUUUCAAAAGACCAAAAAGAGUUGUUAUAAAGUUUUGGAUUAUAAGCUGCUCACCAUCUAAAAGAGGAGCUGCUAUUGUGAGGACAAGAACCAUACUUAGUAGUAUGAUUUCUUUUUUGUCUUUACUUUGCGCUUGACUAAAUAUAAUUAGAAAGUGUCACCAUGUUAUACGUACUCUUUGUUUUCAAGCAUGGAAUAGAGAUGCUCAAAUAAAGUAUAACAUAAUGUUGAACAUAUAGAAUUAUCCUGCGUAACCAUUGUACUCAAUAAUUUUCGAAGAACGGCUAAAAGUUCAUGUUUUGAAUAUUUAAGGAGAGAAGGAUCAUCAAGAAUUACUACUUAUUAUUAGCUUCAAAUAGUAAACCGCGUUUUUUUAGAAAAAAAAAAGAAAAAU
Schizosaccharomyces octosporus yFS286 is the source of this 2261-nucleotide messenger RNA. Its product is annotated as FAD transporter. Gene Ontology annotation, biological process: folate import into mitochondrion; nucleotide transport. Gene Ontology annotation, cellular component: mitochondrion. The coding region runs from base 417 to 1241 and encodes 274 amino acids. The record is from RefSeq and is a predicted model, not a curated record. Gene Ontology annotation, molecular function: folic acid transmembrane transporter activity; FAD transmembrane transporter activity. The transcript has a single exon. NCBI's taxonomy places the organism in Eukaryota, Fungi, Ascomycota, Schizosaccharomycetes, Schizosaccharomycetales, Schizosaccharomycetaceae.